AUGGCACCAAUUCAGCGGCUGAAAUCUUUCAAAACACCCCGCAGCAAAUUUUACAAGGACUUGAUGGGGUACGAAAAAUUGCAGAUGACAUUCUUCUCUUUGGCUCGACGUAUGAAGAACACGACAGAGCUCUUCAAGAAUGCUUACAACGUUUGGAAACACUUUGGGCUAACCCUGAAUCUGGGCAAGUGCAAGUUUCUGAAACACAAUUUGGAAUUCUUUGAUUUGCUCUUCUCCCAAGAGGGGGUACGUCCUGAUUCUAAGAAAAUCUCAGCAUUUACCAACACCACCACACCGACUACAGUAAGUGAAGUGCGAAGUCUCUUGGGCAUGGCUAACUACAGUGCUCAAUUUAUACCCAAUUUUGCAACAAUAACUGCACCAUUGCGUAAAUUGACUCACAAAGGAACACAAUUCAACUGGCACAAAGAACAUAAAGACGCAUACCAGCAGCUUAAAACAGCUCUAGUGCAUGAAUAG
Molecule: messenger RNA, 480 nt
Organism: Paramuricea clavata
Lineage: Eukaryota; Metazoa; Cnidaria; Anthozoa; Malacalcyonacea; Plexauridae
Source: the annotation of a GenBank genome assembly